Molecule: messenger RNA, 2309 nt
Organism: Amphimedon queenslandica
Lineage: Eukaryota; Metazoa; Porifera; Demospongiae; Haplosclerida; Niphatidae
Product: glucose-6-phosphate isomerase-like
Exons: 25
Coding region: 509-2176 (555 amino acids)
Biological process (GO): glucose 6-phosphate metabolic process; gluconeogenesis; glycolytic process
Cellular component (GO): cytosol
Molecular function (GO): carbohydrate derivative binding; glucose-6-phosphate isomerase activity; monosaccharide binding
Source: RefSeq, a predicted model, not a curated record
AUAAGUGCUGGAGGCUGCAGUACUAGUAAAGCUAGUGGAGUUUUCUUCUGGAUUGACACAUCAGGAACAUGGACCAUAUCUUCUAAUCUUGCUGGUGAUAAGAAAGUUGCUAGUGGUAGUUUCUCUGCUAAACCUGAUACUGUGUAUACACUGAGUAUGGAUGUUAAUGGCAGCUCAGCCACUGUGUCAGUUAAUGGCACUGCAUUGUCCAGUAAUGUGUCUGUUGGGAAUGGUAAAGGUUUUGUGGGCUUUGGUACUUCUGGUUAUUUUGCAGCUGAAUUUGAUAAUUUUAGCUUGACUAAAGCUUCUUAGGCUGUCAAUUCUUUUUCCAAAACUCAUCAUGCUACAUGCAAAUAAUGCUGCUUGCCUUUUUAUAUUUUUUGUAUUGAUUUACGAGACACACGUGACAGCACGUGUGUCUGUAUGACGUCAUGAUUUACGCAAAUUAUGAGCCACGCCUACAUUUAAUGAAUCAGGGCUGGUUGUGAAUUUGUGAAAAGCAGCAACAAUGUCGUUGACUUCUUCUCCAGAGUACAAGGAGCUCAAGGCUCAUUUUGAGACUGAAGCUAAAGGCUGGCACAUGAGGUCGCUCUUCCAGGGGGACUCUGGCCGCUUCGAUAAAUUCAAACUGGAGCUUGUUGGAGAUGAUGGAGCAAUUCUUUUCGACUACUCAAAGAACAUAAUUAAUGAAAAGACAAUCGAAUUAUUGUUUAAACUGGCCAGAGGUCGCGGUAUUGAGAAGAUGAGGGAAAGGAUGUUCUCUGGAGACAAAAUCAACUUUACCGAAGACAGAGCUGUUCUUCACAUUGCUUUAAGGAAUCGCUCCAAUCGUCCGAUCCUCGUUGAUGGCAAAGAUGUGAUGCCAGAAGUGAAUGGUGUCUUGAAACAAAUGAGGACUUUUACUGAAGCGGUAAGGUCAGGCGAAUGGAAAGGUUAUAAUGGGAAAAAGAUCACUGAUGUUGUCAAUAUUGGAAUCGGAGGCUCAGACCUUGGUCCUUACAUGGUAACUGAGGCUCUUAAGCCGUAUGGUAGGGAGGGACCUCGUGUGCAUUAUGUAUCAAACAUUGAUGGUACUCAUCUUUUCGAAGUACUGAAUAAAGUGUCACCCGAUACAACGCUAUUCAUUGUUGCUUCUAAGACCUUUACAACACUGGAAACCAUUACCAAUGCUACCUCAGCUAAACAAUGGCUCCUUGAUACUGCUAAAGAUCCAGCUGCUGUAGCUAAGCAUUUUGUGGCUCUUUCUACAAAUGAGGCUAAAGUGACUGCAUUUGGCAUUGAUAAAGCUAACAUGUUUGCAUUCUGGGAUUGGGUUGGUGGUCGAUAUUCUUUAUGGAGUGCUAUUGGUCUUUCUAUUGCUGUCUCCAUUGGCAUGGAUAAUUUUGAGAAGCUCUUGGCUGGAGCCCAUUUUGUUGACGAGCACUACAGAACAACGCCACUGGAAAAGAAUGUUCCAGCUGUGAUGGGUCUCCUUGGUGUUUGGUAUAAUAAUUUCUUUGGGGCUCAAACACACGCAUUACUUCCUUAUGACCAAUAUCUUCAUCGUUUUGCUGCUUACUUUCAGCAAGGUGAUAUGGAAUCAAAUGGUAAAUCUGUUACAAGAUCUGGAGAUCGUGUCAGUUAUUCAACUGGUCCAGUUGUUUGGGGUGAGCCUGGUACUAAUGGACAACAUGCCUUUUAUCAACUUAUUCAUCAAGGUACUAAGGUUAUUCCUGCUGAUUUCAUAGCAGCUGUUGAUACUCACAACCCAAUAUCAGCUGGUGUUCAUCAUGAGAUAUUGUUGGCCAACUUUCUUGCUCAAACUGAGGCUCUAAUGAGAGGCAAAACUGCUGAUGAGGCAAGGGCUGAACUGGAGAAGGAUAACGUUCCCAAGGAAAGAUUGGAACACAUUCUUCCUCACAAGGUGUUUGAGGGUAACAAGCCUACCAAUUCGUUUGUUCUUCAGAAACUGACUCCUUUCAAUCUUGGAGCUCUGAUUGCACUCUACGAACACAAGAUAUUCACUCAGGGAGUCAUCUGGGACAUAAAUUCCUACGACCAGUGGGGUGUUGAGCUUGGGAAGCAGCUGGCUAAGAUUAUACAACCCGAGCUUAGUUCUACUGCCUCGCCUGCCACUGGUCAUGAUGCUAGCACCAAUGGGCUCAUCAAUUACAUCAAAUCUCACAAAACAAGUUAAACUGGGUCACCUCUGCUCUGUGAUUAUUAAUUGUAGUGACAGUCCUAGAACCUUGUAUUUCAGUAGUAGUAGUAGUAGUUCUUUUAGAUUUUUAUAUGCUAGUCCUUAGCAGCUUUUGACUUUUCAAUUUUUA